GAAUAGCUCCUAGACCUGCAUAUCAAAGGGUAUUCCUGCAGUGGGCAACAGUCCCAACAGCCAACAGUGCGCAUGAUUCACCAACGGCAGAAGGACGGUCUACCGCUGCCGAUGCCGGCAACAAUAGCAACAACUACAACAACAGCAACAUGAAAGGGCAGUGCAGGCGCAGGGAUAAACAUAAACAGAGCCACCAGUCAACCAGUCAACCAGUCAGUUUCGGUUUCGGUCUAAAUGGAAUUGUAAAGGUGGCGGCGACCGAGCCCAAAAGCCAUCAGUGCCGCAGUCGGUGUCCAUCGCAGUGCGUUCUCCUGCUGGCGGAUAUAUCGGAUUCCGAGCCGGACUCGGAUACGGAUACGGAUACGGAACGUUUCCCAUCAAUCUGGCUGGCAAUCAACCAACUCGAGAUGGCAGAGGCUAUACCUCUAAAAAUACGCUAUAUAGUGUGUGAUAGGCAAGUGCAGUUCAUGUGCAGUUCCACUGACGAAUGCCGGAAAACCGGAGCGCCGGAGAGCGGCUCCGUGAAAAUACAAUUUUCGGCCAGAGAACACACGGAAUAAACGCUCGCGGCGU
Messenger RNA from Drosophila elegans, 573 nucleotides. RefSeq lists its product as uncharacterized. Bases 150 to 560 code for a protein of 136 amino acids. The record is from RefSeq and is a predicted model, not a curated record. Lineage: Eukaryota; Metazoa; Arthropoda; Insecta; Diptera; Drosophilidae. The transcript has 2 exons.